Molecule: messenger RNA, 615 nt
Organism: Telopea speciosissima
Lineage: Eukaryota; Viridiplantae; Streptophyta; Magnoliopsida; Proteales; Proteaceae
Product: universal stress protein A-like protein
Exons: 6
Coding region: 104-583 (159 amino acids)
Source: RefSeq, a predicted model, not a curated record
CUCUAGAAGAAACUCCAUUGAUCUUCCUUACCAGCAGAGCAGAGAGAGAGAGAGAGAGAGUUGAAACUUAGAUUUCUUUGAGAACCCAAGAGAGGAAAAGAGAAUGGCAGAGGAGGGAGGAAGCAAGAAGAAAGUGAUGGUGGCCAUUGACGAGAGCGAGUAUAGCCAUUAUGCCUUGGAGUGGGCUCUCACUAAGCUUGGCGAACCCGUCUCUAACUCUUCACUCGUCAUCUUUACCGCAGAGCCCCGGAGCGAAAUCAAUUACAUCGCCGCCGCUUCCUACGGCGCUGCUCCUCCGGAGUUGAUUAUGUCUGUUCGAAAGCAUCAAGAUAUGAUUGCAAAAGCCCUCUUGGAAAAAGCUAAGGAAAUUUGCGCUGCUCAUGGGGUAACUGCUGAGACAAUUGCACAAGUUGGCGAUCCCAAAGAGGUCAUAUGUGAAGCUGUUGAAAAAUUAAAUAUUGAUCUUCUUAUUGUUGGUAGCCAUGGCCGGGGAUUUCUACAGAGGGCUUUCCUUGGGAGCGUGAGCAGCUACUGUGUUCAUAACGCAAAUUGCCCAGUUCUUAUUGUGAAGAAACCAGAAUAACUGUUUCUGCCAUUAGCAUAAGCAAUCAAAUG